This is a messenger RNA of Saprolegnia parasitica CBS 223.65, 1691 nucleotides long. RefSeq lists its product as hypothetical. The transcript has a single exon. The record is from RefSeq and is a predicted model, not a curated record. The coding region runs from base 32 to 1645 and encodes 537 amino acids. NCBI's taxonomy places the organism in Eukaryota, Oomycota, Saprolegniomycetes, Saprolegniales, Saprolegniaceae.
CUUACCACGGACGAGUCGAUUCCAGGACCGAAUGCGCAGCAAGCGGGACCUAGCCGCGGCCCCGUCCGUCGUUCUCGUCCGGCGCCGGCGGCAGAGCUGGGAGGCCAAGCUGCUGGCGAUGCAGACCUUCCACCGGCUGCACGGCCACGUCAAGGUGCCCAACUCCUUUGUCGUGCCACAUGACGACCCGGCGUGGCCACCCGACACGUGUGGCAUGAGGCUCGGGUCCGCCGCCGCCAACUUUCGCAACCGCGCCGACACGCUGUCGCCCGAGCAGAAGGCCGCGCUCACGGAUCUCGGCUACUCGUGGAAGACGACGGCGGUGCCAUGGGAUCUCAAGGUCGCUGCGCUCGCCACGUACCGCCGACUACACUGCCACUGCAACGUGCCGCCCGAGUUUGAAGUGCCAUCGCACGACAGCGCAUGGCCGCAAGCGCUCUGGACGAUCAAGCUCGGAAAGGUCGUGGCGAACAUCCGCAUCAAGGGCCAGGCCGCGCUCACGGAAGGGCGACGACAGCAGCUCCAGGACCUCGGCUUCGUCUGGUGUCCCCGCACGAGCCAGCAGCUCGUCGCGCAGUGGGAGACCAACAUGCACGCGCUCACCGUGUACAAGCAGCUCCACGGACACGUCCUCGUGCCCGAUGACUUUGUCGUACCGGAGGCUGCGCCGUGGCCGGAGAUCGUCUUCAACGUCAAGCUCGGGCACAUUACGGGCCUCCUGCGCAGUGUCGAGCUGUCACCCGCGCAGCGCGACGAGCUGCGGCGCCUCGGCUUCCUCUUCAACACGAGCCUCGAGCACGAAACAGCGAUCGUGCUCUCUGGUGCCGCCACGUACCACCAGCUGAUCGCCGACGCGUCGUACGAGAUCCCGCGCGCCUUUGUCGUGCCAGCGUCGCCAGCGUGGCCCGAGAACCUCUGGUACCUCCCGCUCGGCGUCUUUUGGGCCAACGCCGUCGCGCGCAUCGCAGCCGGCGACGUCUCGACGCUCGCAGCCUUGCACGAGGCCGGCGUCUACUACGAACCGAGGGCCUCGGCGCACCGGUUCCUCACUGCAUUGGACGCCUUUGCCACGCACCAUGGCCACGUGAACGUCCCGUCGUCGUACCGCAUCCCGACGCACGAGGAGGAGCAGUGGCCGCGAACCGUCGGCGGCAUGGACCUCGGACGCCAGGUGGCCCUUAUCCGCGCGAGCCGCGCGUCCGUGCCAGACGAUGUGUGCGACCGGCUGCAAGCGCUGCAGUUCCGAUGGACCGACGACGAUUGGAGUGACGCCGAGAUUGCUGCCGCCUGGGACGUCUACGAGCAAAUCUGCGGCCACCGCGUCUUGGGACCGACGUUUACAGUGCCCGAAGACGACUUGCGCUGGCCGUCGGCGCUCUGGACCCUACCCCUCGGGAAACUCCGCUUCGUGCACCGACCCGCCUUGGACGCCCGCUGGUUCCGCGGUCUGCAGGCUUACUACGACGUCUUUGGCCAUGUGGACGUGCCGCCGCACUAUGUGGUGCCGUCCGAUGGCGUCUCUUGGCCGUCCGAGCUCUGGGGCUUGGACCUCGGCGCCGUCGUCGACCAUCUGCGAUGUGGCCAAGUACGCUUGACGAAAGACCGCUUGGAAUGGCUCUGUGAACAUGCUUUUGGCGCGACGUAACUCGCGUUGUCCUAUUUAUUACACUAACACUGUAACUACUUUGACU